UAUUUAUAAAGCAGAGAGCGUUCGCCCUGACUGUGCCGAACGUGUGCCCACUGCCCUGGGACAGCACCAGGAGCGAAGUCAGCAGGCAUCAUGGACCUCCUCAACUUCUCCACGGAGACCUGGACGCUCCUGGCAGCGCUCAUCACACUCUUUGUUAUAUAUCUCUACUGGCCCUAUGGAGUUUUCAACAAAAUGGGGAUUCCUGGCCCAAAACCUGUGCCGUUUUUCGGAACAAUGCUGGCAUAUAGAAAGGGGUUCAUGAACUUUGACAUGGCAUGCUUCAAAAAAUAUGGGAAAAUCUGGGGGAUCUUUGAUGGGCGUCAGCCGGUGCUGUGCGUGUGUGACCCUGCCAUGGUGAAAACCAUCCUGGUCAAAGAGUGCUACUCCCUGUUCACCAACCGCAGGAACUUCCGUCUGAACGGGCCUAUGUAUGACGCUGUGUCCAUCGCUGAGGACGACCAGUGGAGGAGGAUCCGCGGUAUCCUGUCUCCAUCCUUCACCUCGGGGCGCCUCAAAGAGAUGUUUGACAUCAUGCAGCACCACUGUGGCACUCUCGUCAACAACAUGAAGAAGAAAGCUGACAAGGACGAGCCAAUAGAGCUUAAAGAGUUCUUCGGGCCCUAUGCCAUGGACGUAGUGACCAGCACUGCCUUCAGCGUGGACAUUGACUCUCUCAACAACCCUUCAGACCCAUUUGUUACCAACAUCAAGAAGAUGCUUAAGUUUGACCUGUUCAGCCCUCUCUUCCUGGCCGUUGCCUUUUUCCCAUUCCUCGGACCAGUAUUUGAAAAGUUAGAGUUUUCCUUUUUCCCUACUUCUGUCACGGACUUCUUCUAUGCGGCUCUCCAAAAGAUCAAAUCCGGCCGGGAGGCCAGCCAGCAGAAGAAUCGAGUGGACUUUCUGCAGUUGAUGAUUGACUCUCAGAAACAUCACGUGCCAAAUGAUCCCGAGAAGGAUAAAGGGCUGAGUGAUCACGAGAUCCUUUCCCAGGCCAUGAUUUUCCUGUUCGCCGGGUAUGAGACCACCAGCAGCAGCUUGAGUUUCCUGGCCUACAACCUGGCCACCAACCCCGAGGUGAUGGAGAAACUGCAGGCCGAGAUCGACUCCACCUUCCCCAACAAGGCUCCAUUGCGGUACCAGGAGCUGAUGCAGAUGGAGUACCUGGACAGUGUGGUGAAUGAGUCCCUGCGCCUGUACCCCAUUGCGGCGCGGCUGGAGCGGGUGACCAAGGCCUCAGUGGAGAUUGACGGCCUGCUCAUCCCCAAAGAUAUGGUGAUAAUGGUGCCCACAUGGCCCAUCCACCGAGAUCCAGACACAUGGCCUGACCCCGAUGCCUUCAAACCAGAGAGGUUCAGCAAAGAAAACAAAGACAAGGUGGACCCAUAUACUUACAUGCCGUUUGGCUCUGGACCCAGGAACUGCAUUGGAAUGCGCUUUGCUUUGGUCUUGAUGAAACUGGCCAUUGCUCAGAUCCUGCAGAAAUACACUUUCAUUACCUGUAAAGAAACUGAGAUCCCACUGGAGAUGGACAUUCAGGGGCUUCUGGCACCAAAACGACCAAUCAAACUGAAGCUAGCGCCUCGUUCUUAAUCUAUUGCAGAUUUUUACUUCCUGUGUAAUGCCUUAAAAGUGAUUAUAAUGUUUUAUUUUUGCAAAGAUAAGAUAACAUAAGAUAAGAUGCAUUUUCAGCUAGUCUGUCUGUGUAUCACCACGUUGCCUUUGUUGUGAUGAUUUCCUGCACUGUGUAGACCAUAAAACACCAUAAAUCUGUUUUUAUUGGGGAUGUACCAAUCUAGUACUAGUAUCAGUUAUCAGUGCUUAUAUUGACAAAAAAAGCUGGAUCGGAUAUUGCUUUCAAAAUAUCAAUGCAGCCGAUAUCCUGGUUGGACAUAAACAUUGAUGUAAUAAGACUAUUUACUGUAUGUAGCCAGUCCAGAAAGUCUCAUAAUGUUUGAACAUUUAUCUAAACAAAGUUGUUCUGUAGUUACUUAAGAGAUACAUAAGAGCUAUAUAACACAUUUGGAUCAGUUUUAUGGUAUUUUAUUUUGGCUUUAAAGAAAUAAAUGCUAAUUUCUGCAGUAGCAUGCACUGGAUGAUAUUGGCAGGUACUUCAAGUUGUAAAGAAAUUUGUAUGAGAACUGAGAAAGCUGGAUCAGUGCACCCCCAAUGUUUAUUGCCACCUUUCAAUAAUAAAAAAAACAUUUAUCAGGUA
This is a messenger RNA of Boleophthalmus pectinirostris (great blue-spotted mudskipper), 2212 nucleotides long. RefSeq names its product cytochrome P450 3A40. Bases 91 to 1590 code for a protein of 499 amino acids. The transcript has 13 exons. Gene Ontology annotation, molecular function: steroid hydroxylase activity; heme binding; oxidoreductase activity, acting on paired donors, with incorporation or reduction of molecular oxygen, reduced flavin or flavoprotein as one donor, and incorporation of one atom of oxygen. NCBI's taxonomy places the organism in Eukaryota, Metazoa, Chordata, Actinopteri, Gobiiformes, Gobiidae. The record is from RefSeq and is a predicted model, not a curated record.